GCACCAUGUUCAGCUUCGAAGGGGAUUUCAAGACCAGGCCCAAGGUCUCUCUUGGCGGAGCCAGCAAGAAGGAAGAAAAGGCAUCUCUUUUGCAUCGUACACAGGAGGAGAGACGAAAACGAGAGGAAGAAAGGAGAAGACUGAAAAAUGCAGUCAUUAUCCAGUCCUUUGUUCGGGGAUACAGGGACAGAAAACACCAAUAUGCUACUCAGAGGAGUGAAUUUGAUCGCUGUGCUAAUUUAGCACAAUCUGGAGGAAGUUGCUCCUCUGCCACUGGAGUAAACCUGACUCUCUUAGUUCGCCAGCUUCUGUUUUUCUAUAGAUAUAAUGAAGAUUCCAAACGUUUGAUAUGGAUAUGCCAAAAUUUGAUUAAACAAAAUUCUCAAUUUGUAAAGCAGCUUGAUGGUCCUGACAGAUUUACAUGCUUAUACCAGAUAAAAAGGUUGUUGGGCCUCUGUUGCAGAUUGCUACAAAACUGCAAUGAUGACAGUCUGAAUGUUGCACUUCCUAUGAGGAUGCUUGAAGUAUUUUCAUCCAAGAAUACCUAUUUGCCUGUUUUACAAGAUGCUAACAAUGUUGCAUCAAUAAUUGAACAAAUCUUGCACUACGUGAUUCAAAAUGGAUACUACAGAUCUCUUUAUCUCCUAAUAAAUAACAAGCUUCCAUCAAGUAUUGAGUAUUCUGAUGUCUCUCGGGUUCCUAUUGCAAAAAUAUUUUUAGAGAAUGUUCUGAAGCCAUUGCACUUUAAUUAUAGUUCCUGUCCUGAAGUUGCUAGGCAACAGGUAUUUGCUGCUUUUACAGAAGAAUUCCUGGCAGCACCUUUUACAGACCAGAUAUUCCACUUCAUCAUUCCAGCACUUGUGGAUGUAGAAACCUGUUUUCCCUACGAACUCUUUCUGAAUGCACUAUUAUUCACAGAAAGUGGUCAUUUGAGGGAAAGCGAGAGAGCUCCUUGGCUUUUCUACUUUGUUCUAAUAGCUGGUGAAACUUACUUAGGUUCUCUUUCAGAAGAAGGGUUGCUUGUAUAUUUGCGGGUGCUCCAGUCAUUUCUUUCUCAAUUGCCUGUCUCAAUGUCAGGUACAGAUUGUCAGGACUCGGCAAGUGACUCUGAAGAUGAAGAAAUUAGUAAAAUGUCAUCCAUGCCUGGUGAUGGAAGAAUAUCAGUCCAAUAUAUAACUGAAGAGUGUCUUUCAAAGCUGGACACAAAGCAGCAGACAAACACCUUGCUAAAUAUGGUUUGGAGAGAUUCAGCUAGUGAAGAAGUCUUCACUCUGAUGGCUUCCAUUUGCCAUACGUUGAUGGUGCAGCAUCGAAUGAUGGUGCCAAAAGUCAGACUUUUGUACAGUUUAGCUUUUAAUGCCAGGUUUUUGAGGCAUCUUUGGUGUUUAAUCUCAGAAAUGAAAACACGAAUGAUUACUGGGUCUAUGGUGCCGCUCCUUCAAGUAAUUUCACGUGGUUCCCCAAUGUCGUUAGAAGAUUCUAGUCGGAUCAUUCCUCUCUUCUACCUUUUUAGCUCCUUAUUUAGUCACUCACUUAUUUCUAUCCAUGAUAAUGAAUUCUUUGGUGACCCUAUAGAAGUUGUAGGUCAAAGACAAUCAUCAAUGAUGCCUUUUACAUUAGAAGAACUGGUCACAUUAUCACGCUGUCUUCGCGAUGCUUGUUUAGGAAUUAUUAAAUUGGCAUAUCCAGAAACUAAGCCAGAGGUUCGUGAAGAAUAUAUUGCAGCGUUUAGAAGUAUUGGAGUCACUACAAAUACAGAAAUGCAGCAAUGCAUCCAAACAGAACAGAAGCGGUGGAUUCAGCUCUUUAAGGUAAUCACUAAUUUGGUGAAAAUGCUGAAAUCUAGAGAUACAAGAAGGAAUUUUUGCCCACCAGAUCACUGGCUGUCAUUACAAGAAAACAUUAGAGCAGAUAAGGUUACACAGCUUUAUGUGCCAUCAGCAAGACAUGUAUGGAGAGUGAGGAGAAUGGGAAGGAUAGGACCCUUGCAGUCAACUUUGGAUGUGGGAUUGGAUCCAGCCCCUCUUUCUGUGUCGGAGGAGCGACAGCUUGCAAUAUUGACAGAGCUGCCUUUUGUGGUUCCUUUUGAAGAAAGAGUAAAGAUCUUUCAAAGACUGAUCUAUGCGGACAAGCAGGAAGUACAAGGAGAAGGCCCUUUUCUGGAUGGAAUUAAUGUUACCAUUAGAAGAAAUUAUAUUUAUGAAGAUGCAUACGAUAAACUUUCUCCUGAAAAUGAACCUGAUUUGAAAAAGCGAAUUCGUGUUCAUUUACUCAAUGCCCAUGGUCUAGAUGAAGCUGGUAUCGAUGGGGGUGGAAUAUUCCGAGAAUUUUUGAACGAACUACUUAAAUCAGGAUUUAACCCUAACCAGGGUUUUUUUAAGACCACUAAUGAAGGACUGCUUUAUCCAAAUCCUGCUGCACAAAUGCUGGUUGGAGGUUCUUAUGCACGGCACUAUUACUUUCUUGGGCGGAUGCUUGGAAAGGCUUUAUAUGAAAAUAUGCUGGUUGAGCUUCCUUUCGCCGGUUUUUUCCUCUCCAAGUUGCUCGGGACAAGUGCUGAUGUCGACAUUCAUCAUUUGGCAUCUCUGGAUCCUGAAAUGUACAAAAACCUCCUUUUUCUUAAGAGCUAUGAAGGCGAUGUAGAAGAACUUGGGCUGAACUUUACUGUGGUAAAUAAUGAUUUGGGAGAGGCACAGGUGGUUGAAUUGAAGCUUGGAGGAAAGGAUAUUCCUGUCACUAGUGCAAACCGAAUCGCCUACAUCCAUCUUGUGGCAGACUACAGGUUAAAUAAACAAAUCAGACAGCAUUGCCUGGCAUUCAGACAAGGUCUUGCCAAUGUUGUUAAUCUUGAGUGGCUCAGAAUGUUCGAUCAACAAGAAAUACAGGUUUUGAUUUCUGGAGCUCAGGUUCCAAUUAGUCUAGAGGAUCUUAAAACUUUCACAAACUAUUCAGGAGGUUAUUCUGCAGAUCAUCCAGUAAUCAAAAUAUUUUGGAUAGUAGUUGAAAGUUUCACUGAUGAUGAAAAACGUAAAUUACUCAAGUUUGUGACAAGCUGCUCUCGACCUCCUCUCUUGGGUUUUAAGGAAUUGUACCCUGCUUUUUGCAUUCACAACGGGGGCUCCGAUUUGGAGCGACUGCCCACCGCCAGUACCUGUAUGAAUUUGCUGAAGCUUCCAGAAUUCUGUGAUGAACACCUUAUGCGGAACAAACUGCUUUACGCGAUUGAAUGUGCUGCUGGAUUUGAGCUGAGUUGAACUGAACUGAUCAAAUGCUUUGCAGAGGAAGUAAUCAGUGCCUAUUCCUUAAGCCACACCCACACCCCCCCCCACA
This is a messenger RNA of Protobothrops mucrosquamatus (brown spotted pit viper), 3330 nucleotides long. It is a transcript of the gene UBE3C, whose product is annotated as ubiquitin protein ligase E3C. The transcript is spliced from 23 exons. Gene Ontology annotation, biological process: ubiquitin-dependent protein catabolic process; protein polyubiquitination. The record is from RefSeq and is a predicted model, not a curated record. Gene Ontology annotation, molecular function: protein binding; ubiquitin protein ligase activity. Bases 6 to 3254 code for a protein of 1082 amino acids. NCBI's taxonomy places the organism in Eukaryota, Metazoa, Chordata, Lepidosauria, Squamata, Viperidae.